AUGGAAGAUUACGCUUCGUACGCACCAGUUCAAGGCAUGGGUUCUGGAGAUAACGGUUCGUUUGCGCCUCCUGAGGAUGCAGUUAAUGACGCUCGGGACGCAGAAAGGGAAAGUGAUGCUAGGAGGUUUGAUGGUGAACACGAAGUUACAAGGCGCUACGAUGAAGAUGGCGAAGACGACCGUCGUGAUCGCGAACGUAAGCGUGAUCGUCGUCGGUCUCGUAGCAGCGGUCGCGGACGCCGUCGUCGGUCCAGCAGUCGUUCACGUGAUAGGCAUCGCAGGCGUCACCGGUCUCGGGAACGUUCGGGUUCCUCAAGCCGCCGCAUUGUUUACAAAUAUUGGGAUGUCCCGCCUCCAGGCUUUGAGCAUAUGACUCCGCAGCAGUAUAAAGCACUUCAAGCGUCCGGUCAAAUACCUGUCAACGUUUACGCAGCCGGUCAGGUACCCAUGCCAGCCUCUACUCCAAAUGCACCACUCACUCUCAAUACUAAUAUUCCGUUUGCGGGAAGCGCAGUAUGUAGACAGGCUCGGCGUCUCUACGUAGGCAACAUCCCUUUCACCGCAACUGAAGAAAAUAUGAUGGAUUUUUUCAACAAGCAAAUGAAAGCUCAGAAUCUCGUUCAAGCCGAGGGAAAUCCAAUUAUUGCUGUCCAAAUCAACAUGGAGAAGAACUUUGCGUUUCUGGAAUUUCGUUCCGUGGAUGAGACUACGCAGGGAUUGGCCCUUGACGGUGUUGUAUUUAAUAAUCAAGCACUGAAACUACGCAGGCCGCGUGAUUACGCCCCGUUACCGGGUGUCAGCGAAACUCCAUCGAUUAUUGUUCCGGGGGUUGUGAGCACAGUCGUUCAAGAUUCCCCACACAAGAUCUUUGUAGGUGGUCUCCCAAAUUAUCUAAAUGAGGAUCAAGUAAAGGAGCUGCUUCUUACUUUUGGCCCACUGAGAGGGUUUAAUUUAGUCAAGGAUGGCUCAACUGGUCUCUCAAAAGGAUAUGCUUUCUGUGAGUAUGUUGAUCCGCAUGUAACCGAUCAUGCCUGUGCUGGGCUAAACGGAAUGCUACUGGGUGACAAGAAGCUUAUUGUUCAGCGUGCUAGCGUUGGUGCCAAGAACGCCGGCGGAGCCAUGCCUCCACCUCUUAUUCAAGUACCUGGUCUUAAUGACGCACUGGUACAAAACACCACGGGUUCUGGAAAUAUUAUUUUCCGUUCUGGUGGACCACCCACUGAAGUCUUAUGUCUCCUGAACAUGGUUGAUCCUGAAGAACUAGGUAAUGAUGAGGAGUAUGAGGACAUUGUGGAGGACGUGAGGACGGAAUGCAGCAAGUACGGAAUCGUUAGUAGUGUGGAGAUUCCUCGACCUAUUCCUGGAGUUGAAGUUCCGGGUGUUGGCAAAAUAUUCGUCCAGUUCGCGAGUCUUGUUGACUGUCAGAAGGCGGCUACAGCAUUAACAGGACGCAAGUUCGACAACCGCCUUGUGGUCACUUCAUUUUACGACCCUAACAAAUAUCACAGACGUGAAUUUUAA
Molecule: messenger RNA, 1521 nt
Organism: Mesocestoides corti
Lineage: Eukaryota; Metazoa; Platyhelminthes; Cestoda; Cyclophyllidea; Mesocestoididae
Source: the annotation of a GenBank genome assembly